UGUGUGUGUGUGUGUGUGUGUGUAUGCGUAUGUUUUGUUACAAUUUGGAAACAUGCCCAUAUUUAUUUCUAUACUGUAGUUCGAUGUUUGUAUUUAGAGGAGAGGAUUAAAAGCAAAGCACUUUUUUAAGCCUACAGAAAUUCCUUAGAUUUCUUCUCUUUUUUUGUUCGAAUGGUCACGUGUGCACUUUACCCAAUCAAAUGGCAGUUGCUCUCAACUUAUUAGCUGAAUGGUGUUUUGUGAGGGGAAAGUUUCCUCCUCAUUUUCACAGAUUGUUAUUUUGUGAGCGUGCUACUGUAUGUGUUUGUGUUAGUGUUUUUAUGUGUGUGUAUGAACGAGAGUGCGUCCCGGCCAUGUCGACAUCCGGAGCUCUGACAGGAUAUUAUGUUGACUCCCUCGUUAUGCCGGACAACGAGGAGAAUCGUUUCUCCUCAGGUUCAGGACCCAUUCAGCACAGGCCCUCCGUUCUACCGAGAGACCGUACAGAGCUCGGUCCCUGCGUAUUCCCGGCAAAGGAACCCGUUUAUGGUGGCUCGGGUUGGGGCCACAUCCCAACGCGUUACUCCAGAGGUGUACCGUCAGUGUAUCCGCCGCAUACGCAACCACCAGUAUCUGGGGAUUACGUGCAGUCUUGGCUUUUGGACUCUGCAUGUGGGCUGCCACUAACUGAGGUACCGACGAUCCAUCAGCACUAUCAAGCCAAACCUGAUACAAAUAGAACGAAUGAUAACGGCACAGAGUCCAGUUCACAUGCCGUACUCCCUUCUGGAGUCUUCACUAACGGAGGAUGUUCUACCGAUACUGAGACCGUAUUAGGCCGGACUGCUGACAAGGGAGGCGAUGUAGAGGAGAAACCGGGCGCUGAUCCAGACAAUCCUGUGUCCAACUGGCUACACGCGAGCUCGACGCGUAAAAAACGAUGCCCUUAUACUAAGCACCAGAUCCUUGAGCUGGAAAAAGAGUUUUUAUUUAACAGUUACCUCACGCGCGACCGGCGGUACGAGGUCGCCCGUGUACUGAACCUCACGGAGAGGCAGGUCAAAAUUUGGUUCCAAAACCGCAGGAUGAAGAUGAAAAAAUUAAACAAAGAUAUAAGGAAGGACGACUAAGAUGCAAGUCGUGUAGGUGAGGAUGUGUGAAGAUCCAUCCCUGAAA
This is a messenger RNA of Carassius carassius (crucian carp), 1155 nucleotides long. Its product is annotated as homeobox protein Hox-A9a-like. The record is from RefSeq and is a predicted model, not a curated record. Gene Ontology annotation, cellular component: nucleus. Gene Ontology annotation, biological process: regulation of transcription by RNA polymerase II; DNA-templated transcription; proximal/distal pattern formation. Gene Ontology annotation, molecular function: RNA polymerase II cis-regulatory region sequence-specific DNA binding; DNA-binding transcription factor activity, RNA polymerase II-specific. Bases 201 to 1109 code for a protein of 302 amino acids. The transcript is spliced from 2 exons. Lineage: Eukaryota; Metazoa; Chordata; Actinopteri; Cypriniformes; Cyprinidae.